AGUGAUUUAUGAUCGGGGGUAGAGUAGCGUGAUUAAUCUGCACCAUGCUAUUGUGAUCUCGCUGAAAUAACUAGUUAAAUCUUUCCUUCUUUUGUCUGAAUCGUUUGUGAUUUUCUAGUAUAUAUCAUGUUGUGGAUGUAGCAAGUUUCUACGAAUCAUAUAUGUUCGAUUUGAAAUAACAUUAUAAAUGUUACACAUUUGUUUCUUUAUAAUAAAGUUUAAUUCCCUGCAGUCGUGCUAUGGACAUGGAAAACCAGUAGGCCAUUCUUGUGGAUGCCAAAUGUAGUCUUUUUGGAGUGAAAAAUCAAAGAUGGUGAGAUGAUUGUUUUGCUUUGAACAUGAGACCUGUCAACAUUUAUUCUUUGACUAUCCUUUGCCCUGGCGUGCUGUUCAUUUAGCAUUCAAUAUUACUCCUUUGUGUGGCAUGUCACAUAUUUUUGCCUGCUAAGGCACAGGGUGUGUCCAUGCUCAAUCUCUCAUCAUAUUUGCCCACCAAAAGCGCUGUAACAGCUGCCGCUCAUGCCUUCAUCUCGCCCGUGGCUUUGAUCUCUCUUCCCACAUAAGCUCGGCCUUCCUGUUCAGGUUCUGUGGCUCUCUAGGUGUGCCUUCUUCACUAUACAAUAGCACGAUCCUACGAUCCUCAAUUUUCCCGACAUUUUCUUGCCUCAAAUUCCAAGAAAAUCACAACGUUCUUGCUCUAUAGUCUAUACAACUGCCCCCCUGUAGCAAGUUGCUGUAACGGAGUCCCCAAUUAUUUUAUCCUGGUACACCAACCACCGCAAUGGUGCUCCCGACAUUACCAGUUACCCUCACAUUCCUCACACUGUUAGCUCUCUUCUCGAUUGCCAAGGCGGCUGACAAGAACUCCACAGCCUCUGGCCUCAUCCUCCUAAAUUGCGGAGCAUCAACCCAAGACAAUGAUGAUAGUGGUCGUACAUGGGAUGGGGACACCGGGUCCAAGUUUGCACCAUUACUGGAAGGAGUUGCAGCCAAUGCUUCGUAUCAAGACCCUUCACUCCCCUCCAGGGUCCCUUGUAUGACUGCACGCAUCUUCACUUCAAAUUACACCUAUUCCUUCCCUGUCAGCGCAGGCCGCAUGUUCUUACGCCUCUACUUCUAUCCGAUUGCUUAUGAGAACUAUGUUGUCUCCGAUGCCUUUUUUGGUGUCACCGCAGGAAAUCUUGUACUCUUAAAUGGUUUCAGUGCUUGGCAAACUGCUCAGGCGACCAGUUCUGCCUACCUUGUCCGUGAAUUCUCGGUGAAUGUUUCUUUAGGCAGCUUGGACCUCACCUUUGCCCCAUCAGCAGAUCAGAAUGGUUCUUAUGCAUUUGUCAAUGGCAUCGAGAUUGUGCCCACUCCUGACAUCUUUACAACAUAUGACACAAGAUUUGUCGGCAUAGGCACAACUCCAUUCUCAUUCGCCGCUGACACGGUCUUCCAGACUAUGUACCGGCUCAAUGUUGGGGGUGAAGCCAUUUCCCCGACAAAUGACUCGGGCUUUUACCGCUCAUGGGCCGAAGAUUCCCCAUACAUAUUUGGUGACUCUGGGAUAUCAUUCUCCAAAGAUAGUAAUUUGACUAUUACGUAUACACCUGCAGUGCCGAAUUACACCGCUCCAAUAGAUGUCUAUGGUACAGCUCGGUCGAUGGGGUCAAAUGCACAGGCCAACCUGAAUUACAACCUUAAAUGGAUUUUACCGGUUGAUGCGGGGUUCAUCUACCUCCUAAGGUUCCAUUUCUGUGAGAUUAAGUACCCUUUUACCAAGAUAAACCAGAGGUCGUUCUUCAUCUACAUCAACGACCAGACAGCGCAGCGGAACAUGGAUGUUAUCGGUUGGAGCGGAGGAAUCGGUAGAACAACAUACAGAGACUAUGUUAUCAGCACUAUUGGUUCUGGUCAGGUGGACGUGUGGAUUGAACUUCAGCCUGAUCUUUCAAGUAACCCAGAGUAUUCUGAUGCAAUACUGAAUGGUCUUGAGAUCUUCAAGCUACCGGGUUCCGGUACAAAUGAAUCCAAAGUUGACAUGCGAGCAGCCCUCAUUGGAACUAUCGGUGGUUUUUCUUUGAUGUUGAUUGCCAUUUUGAGCACGCAUGUCAUCUGUAGGCGGAAGAAGGUAAAGAAGAGUUCUUGCAAGACCGACUACGGACAUCUGAAUCGUCACACUGAACAAAGAAAGCCUACAUGUGAUCUCGUCCGCCAUUUCUCAUUUGCAGAAAUUCAAGUUGCCACCAAAGACUUUGAUGGAGCACUUAUCAUCGGCAGAGGUGGUUUCGGGAAUGUCUACAGUGGUGAUAUAGAUGGAGGGACAAAGGUGGCGAUCAAGCGAUGCAACCAGAAAUCCCAACAAGGCUUUCAUGAGUUCCAGACUGAAAUCGAGAUGUUGUGCAAUUUCCGACAUCGCCACCUUGUGUCUCUGAUUGGUUACUGUGAGGAGAAGAAUGAGAUGAUUCUGGUGUAUGAUUACAUGGCUCAUGGAACAUUGCGGGAGCAUCUAUACAACACCAGAAACCCACCACUGUCAUGGCAGCAGCGCCUUGAGAUUUGCAUCGGUGCAGCCCGAGGACUGCAUUACCUCCACACUGGCGUAGAGCUAGGAAUCAUCCACCGUGAUGUUAAGAGCACCAACAUCCUAUUGGAUGAUAGGUUCAUGGCAAAGGUUUCUGACUUCGGUCUGUCUAAGGCUAGUCCAGACAUUGACAACACCCACAUGAGCACCGCUGUGAAAGGCACCUUUGGAUAUCUUGAUCCAGAGUACUUCCGGCUGCAGCGUCUCACCAAAAAAUCAGAUGUGUACUCCUUCGGGGUCGUGUUGUUUGAGACCUUGUGUGCGCGCCCUGUGAUAAACACCGAGCUUCCGGAUGAGCAAGUGAGCUUGCGUGACUGGGCACUUUCUUGCCAAAAGAGAGGUGUACUCAAGGAGAUUGUUGACCCCCGUGUUAAGGAGGAAAUCACCCCUGAGUGCUUCAGGAUUUUUGCAGAGAUAGCAGAGAAAUGUGUAGCUGAUCGUAGCAUAGAUAGGCCAUCAAUGGGUGAUGUACUCUGGAACCUUGAGGUCGCACUCCAGCUGCAGCAGGAUAGUGCAAGCUACAACAGCAACUGUACAGAGGGUGCUUCAUCUCUUCAGAUCAGCGCGGUGCAUUCAGACAAACCAUCCGCCAACUCAACAAUUAGCGUCUCAGCGCAGAAAGCCAUAUUUUCAGAUAUUGCGCAUGCAGAAGGCCGAUAAAGGCAAACUGCAGGUUGCUAUUUUGUUAUUUUGCUACAAGGUUGCUCAGUGCCUCAGUUAUCUUGAUGCUGUAGUAUUAACUACAGCCAUAUCUGACUGAACUAUCAAGGAUAAAGGAGGGGUCUACAGUAGAUAUAUUACCCGAAUUUUAAGCACUCUCCCUUCUCCGAGUCAAUGAAGAAGUCAUGAACAGUGUAAUCAAUCUAAUUGGGGUUACGAAGGUGCCCAGUGGAUAUCCAGUGUCAUCCCUUCUGAUUCUUAGCGUCUUAUCCAGCUUGUUCAGAGGCCACGUUUGUGAUGACAUGGCCAAGAAGCCGACGACGCCACUGAGGCACCCGUAGCCUCAUUGGUGCUAUGCAUCGCCAGAUAUAUGGAGCUAGUGGAGCCAUAAUUACAAAGUGAAAGGUAGACAUACGUUUUUUAAAUAUAUAGUAUGCUUAUUCCACAAAAUUCUUAAGAAUUGUUUAAUUCAAUGCCCACCUACACUCAAACUUUUCACAUUCGCUCGAACACUUUGUUCACCCAUUCAUUUUAAAUAAUCUUGCAACUUACGCAUAUUCUGUAAUCAUUGAUUUUGCACUCGCAGAUUCAUGUGUUUUCUUUAUUAUUAUGUUUUUAUUCAUGUGACCCAAUCACACCUGAAUCUAAAAUAUGCAGUUCGCGCUUCCUGGAGUCCUCCAGCGAGCUGGUACAGUUUUUCGGUGUACCAGCACCCUUUUUACUGUACUUAUUAAGGUAGCUACAGAUAUUGAUUGAUUUGGAGCUUCUAUUUGGUCAAGAGUUUGUUAUUCCUUUGUCCAAGAUCUUGGAACUUACUAUCUUGUUAUCAAAGUUCAUAUUACAUGGGUAGUCAGUAGCCUCACAUAACUAGCACACUUCAACAUAUUUUCCACGGUGGCAAUGUUGACAAUGUGAACUUGCUUGAAGUAGAAAUGACAAUAUCCGCGGAAAACUUGACAAAUCCGAUGAAAAGAUUUUCCCUUGUUACAAGACUAGAUAGGUGGCCUUUGCAUGUAUGUCAAGGGCAUCUUUGAUUCGCCGGAUUAUGGAAAUGUAGUGAUAGGGAAAAUAAAAACAGGAUAGAAAAUGCAUAUGAAAACAGAGGAUUAAUAAAUACAAGAGUUUCAUGAGAUUUAGUGUUAGAAUCGUUGAGUUGAGUUACUAUAAACAGUCAAAUCACAAGACUGGUAUGAUUAGAAUGUUCAUGCUAUUAUUAUAAACAGGUUAGAAAAUGCAUAUGAAAACAGAGGAUUAAUAAAUACGGAGUACAAGAGUUUCCUGAGGUUUCGUGUUAGAAACAUCGAGUUAGAGUCACUAUAAACAGUCAAAUUACAAGACUGGUAUGAUUAGAAUGUUCAUGCUAUUAAACCUUUCAUAGCUUUUUUACCUUCACCUCAUUACCUGUAUCUCCUAUGGACAAAGAUUUUUUUUUUUUGAAGUUAUUUUCCAUCAACAUCUAAAAAAGUAUAUUUACAUCAAACCAAAGGGAAGGAAAUAAAAACAGCUCCAAAGAGCUAUCCGAUACCAUCAUACCAGUCUUUUUUAACAUGGUGACAAUCAUGGGAGAGGGGCAUUCCCUCCUUCCUUUGGCCCUCGUGGCGGCGGCGCGGGCCGUCAGAUCGGGGACAAGGGGCGCCUCGUCCGGCUGGUCUCCCGGAGGCGGGGACGGCUGGAUCCGGCAGCGACUGGGCUAGGAGGAGGUGGCGCGGUGUGGCGGUGCUGGUGGCAGGGUUUCGGUCGAGGUCGUCUUCAAUCUAGAUCGAGUUCUCCAUCGGGGCGUCGCACGGCGGUGGGAUCGGAUCGGCGGCAGCAUCACCGGUUCGGCGGAGGGCUCCGUUCCAGCCAACCGCGAGAUCGGGACGCCGUGGCCUCCGGUGAAAAUCGCGUCUGACUGCGGUCAUGGCGGACGAUGGCGGCGUCUCAGACGUCGUUCAUUUCUCGAGGCAUCGUCGUUGCAGGUCACGUCAACCUGAUCGAAAGGCUCCGGGGGAAACCCUUGAUCUGGAUCUACCGGAUCGGACGAUGGCAACGUUUUGAUGUCGUUCUCCCUCCUGGGGGCAUCGUUUUGGAGCAAGUGUUGACUGGAGGGGACAAGAGGAGGAGCGGCGUGGCAUCUGGCAGGUUGACAACGGCGAGGCUCAGCGGCAUGGAGCAGCGGGGGUCUCGCCGAUGGGCGUGUGAUGAUGGACGAGUGCAGGGUGGUGGCGCUGUCUGGCGUCGUGGUGGCGUCGAUGGCAGUGAGGCCUAACACGGUUCAUGCAACAGUUCAGCUCUGAAGAUGGAUUGAUGGUACGUGGCUGUGGCGGCCUCAUACCCGGCAGGGGGCCUGGUUGACGAGCACGCCGGACUGGUGGGUGCCCAUACCCGGAAGGAGUCCUGGUUGGGACCUCAGGUCUAAGAUGUUAGGUUUGGCUGCGAGGUCUGUUUGGUAUUAGGCCCAGACCAUCAGCGCCCCUUCAUCAGUUAGAUAGGAGUAGCGACAGAGGUUGCGAAGAUGGUGGCUUUGGUCUUACUGUUGUACGAUUUUGUAAGGUCUUGUGUUAAUAAUCAAUAAAGUGGCCGUAUGCAUCGUCCAGAUGCAGAGGCCGGGGUAUUCUCCCUUUUCAAAAAAAAAAUGGGAGAGGAAACCUAGAGGACCAAGGAAUCAAUCCAUUGAUCCAGACUGUCCACAUUCUUUGAUUUUGUCCUGAUCCUAACCAGUUAAAUGUCAGGUUUCAGCUUGAAUUUCCAUGAUCUUACCAUAGGAGUUUCAUUCGUGAAGAUCUUUCAAUUUCUCUACAUCGAUAUAUUUCAGCAACUCCCUCGGUCCCAAAUUACUUGUUGCGGAAAUGGAUAAAAACAAAUGUAUUUAGAUCUAAAAUAUAUCUAGAUACAUCCCUUUCCGCGACAAGUAAUUUCAUAUGGAGUGAGUAAUAUCUUAUGUACAGCGACGCGGGAGCUCUCGUGCUAAUUUUUUUUUUAAAAGAAUUUCCAUUCGAUUGAACCAGAUUGAUGAACCGCGUCACCAGCGGAAACUUUCUGUUCAUACAUGGCUGCUACAUUCUUUCCCCUGCACUUGAAUCUCCUGUGAUUUACAGCUACCAUGGUUCCCUCGGCACUAUUCAUUUGCUUUGCUACGCUCUGUAGCUCCAAACCAAGGAGGCUUUGUCCGAAAGCCUGGCGCUGGUCACCCCGUCGGCCGCUCCAGCUGCUCGACGGUAUAUGCACAGGCCGACGGGAAAGCAAGCGAGCGGGCGUACGGUCAGUGCUGUCAAUAUCUGUCGUCGGCACCACGACAAGCGUCGCGUCGAGCCGCCCUCCGGUCCAGGGAACUGAAGCUCUGACGCCUCUGACGCCACGGCG
Molecule: messenger RNA, 6568 nt
Organism: Triticum aestivum (bread wheat)
Lineage: Eukaryota; Viridiplantae; Streptophyta; Magnoliopsida; Poales; Poaceae
Product: receptor-like protein kinase FERONIA
Exons: 3
Coding region: 782-3226 (814 amino acids)
Biological process (GO): protein phosphorylation
Molecular function (GO): ATP binding; transmembrane receptor protein tyrosine kinase activity
Source: RefSeq, a predicted model, not a curated record